GGUUGAUCAUGACGGGGGAGAUCCCGACGACGGAACAAGUCGAGGGGUUAGCGAAGGACCUUGCGGCGCAAGCUGCGUUGCCGGAAUACACGCUCAAACUCCUCGAGGGUGGAUUACCGAGCUCGUUGCAUCCGAUGACGCAGUUAUCCAUCGCCGUCGCCUCUCUCAAUCACGACUCCAAAUUCGCGCAAGCCUACGAGAAAGGCGUGAACAAAAAGGAGUUGUGGAAGUAUGCGUACGAAGACUCCAUCACCCUCCUCGCCAAACUUCCCGCGAUCGCGGCGGGUGUGUAUAAGAACGCCUACGGAAAGGGACUCGGCGCGAGGAAGUGUGCGGAACUCGCGCAGGAGGGAGGGGAUUGGACGCAGCCGCUCGCGUUGGCGUUGAGUGGGGGUGAGGAAAGGAAGGGGUGGGCGGAUUGUUUGAGGUUGUAUUUGGCGUUGCAUGGGGAUCAUGAGGGUGGGAACGUGUCGGCGCAUACCUCGCAUCUGGUUGGGUCUGCGUUGGCGGAUCCCUUCCUUUCCUAUUCUGCUGCCCUCAAUGGACUUGCGGGGCCGUUGCACGGGCUUGCGGCACAGGAGGUCUUGACCUUCGUGAAGACGAUGCACGACGCCCUCGGCGCCGAUGCCUCCGAUACAGACAUCGAGGGGUAUUUAUGGGACGUGUUGAACAGUGGCCGCGUCAUCCCAGGCUACGGCCACGGCGUCCUCCGCAAAACCGACCCCCGCUUCACCGCCCUCGCAAAAUUCGGUUCAUCCUCCCCUACCCUCUCCUCCGACCCUCUCUUCCGUCUCGUGCAGCGCCUCCAAGCAAUCGCGACCCCCGUGCUCCAGAAACACGGCAAAACAGCCAACCCGUUUCCCAAUGUGGAUUCCCAGUCCGGAGCGUGUAUGCAGCAUUUCGGGUUGGAGGAGGCGCCGAUGUAUACCGUCGUUUUUGGGGUUUCGAGGGCGCUUGGGUGUUUGAGUCAAGGGGUUUGGAGUCGGGGGUUGGGGUUGCCGAUUGAGAGGCCGAAGAGUGUUAGUUUGAGGGUGUUGGAGGAAGGGGUUAAGGGUGCUGGAGCUGGAGCUGGGCAGGCCUGACUUAGCGCGUGGGAGGAUGCCGUUUUGGGAGGGGAGAAGGAUGGGAAUGGGAAGGAUGUGAAGGAGACGAAGGGAAAGAAGAGGAAGGGGGAGGGGGAUGAGAUCGAUUUUGAGGCUGUGGUAUAUA
Molecule: messenger RNA, 1209 nt
Organism: Saitoella complicata NRRL Y-17804
Lineage: Eukaryota; Fungi; Ascomycota; Saitoellomycetes; Saitoellales; Saitoellaceae
Product: citrate synthase-like protein
Exons: 1
Coding region: 9-1082 (357 amino acids)
Biological process (GO): tricarboxylic acid cycle; carbohydrate metabolic process
Cellular component (GO): mitochondrial matrix
Source: RefSeq, a predicted model, not a curated record